UGGAUUUGUAAUAUUGUUCCAUCCAAAGCCGAGAAAAGCGUGGGACGUGGCACGGGUAUAGCCUAUUUGAUCAUGUCCAAGUCCGGGAGGUGGAUCAAGAACAUUGCUCCACGACAGCCCAGGCCACGGGAAUAGUACCCGGUCUCUCUAUCAGUGUUACUAACUAUUCUAUAGAUCAGGAUGGCCGCUUCGACAGGGACGACUCAUAGUAUAAAAUCACCUACCAUGGUCUAUGUUUAGUUACACUUAUACCACACUCCUCCGCAUCAGUUAUACUCUCAUACCUAGUGACCAACUUUGAAGCUUAAACCUACCGAAGUAUUUGAUACCAUGCAUAACACCAAGGUUCUCCUCGCUGUGGCUUCCUUUGGGAGCGCUCUGGCUCAGACAAGCACUCGCUUUCCUGACCCGGGGUGCUCGAGCUCCAUAUACGCCCUUAUCGCCGCUGCUCCAACGACUCCUCCCGAGGUCGACGCUGCCCUUACAGAGAUUUCCCCUAGUUUCACUAUACCUGCCGAGGACCUUCUAUCAAGACCAUCAGUGUAUGCAUCAGAAUUAUGUAGCAUAGCUACCCAGCUGCCUGCGCCGGUGCUAUCUAAGUUCGGAACAUGGGGCUCAGAACUCCUCGCGUUCGCUGCUACGGAAAUUGCGUCGUAUGACUGGAUCGUCACGAUGUGCCAUACCACGGGAGAAGCAGCGUCUUCUAUUACUAGCUAUCUCCAUUCCAUUGCAAGCAACCCAGGCGAACUAUGCAAAGUCGAAGCAAACCAUACCAACGGUACCACAUCCACCCCGUACCCGACACCUACGGGCAAUGAAACAACUACUAGUACCGGACUGCCUAUUUCAUCGGUGUCUUUGGCCGGUGCUUCCAUGCCCACCGGGUUUCCCACCGGCGCGGCAGCUAUUGGUGGCUUGCUUGGUGCUGUAGCUCUGCUAUAA
Xylaria bambusicola is the source of this 942-nucleotide messenger RNA. RefSeq lists its product as uncharacterized. The transcript has a single exon. The record is from RefSeq and is a predicted model, not a curated record. Bases 331 to 942 code for a protein of 203 amino acids. NCBI's taxonomy places the organism in Eukaryota, Fungi, Ascomycota, Sordariomycetes, Xylariales, Xylariaceae.